This is a messenger RNA of Drosophila grimshawi, 1236 nucleotides long. RefSeq names its product putative odorant receptor 85d (gene Or85d). The coding region runs from base 1 to 1236 and encodes 411 amino acids. Gene Ontology annotation, molecular function: olfactory receptor activity; odorant binding. Gene Ontology annotation, biological process: sensory perception of smell; detection of chemical stimulus involved in sensory perception of smell. Lineage: Eukaryota; Metazoa; Arthropoda; Insecta; Diptera; Drosophilidae. Gene Ontology annotation, cellular component: plasma membrane. The transcript is spliced from 3 exons. The record is from RefSeq and is a predicted model, not a curated record.
AUGAUUCCGAAAGUCAGGAAGUCAACGCGAACCAGGGAAAUCAUACCUCUGGAAAGGUUUUUCCGUUACGUGAAUUUCUUUUACCUGUCGAUUGGCAUGGUGGCCUACGAUUCCAAGCUAAAUAGUGACAGAUGCAGUUGGCAGAGAAUAUUAUUGCGCUGCUUUUUCAUUUUUCAAAUGGUCAAUCUUAAUGCUGCGCUCAUCUCGGAAUUGAUCUAUGUCUUCCUGGCCUUAAGUCGCAGCAACAAUUUCUUGGAGGCUACCAUGAACCUGUCCUUCAUUGGUUUUGUGAUUGUGGGCGAUGUAAAAAUACGUCUCAUCCAGCAACAACGGAAACGAAUCACACGAAUUGUUCACCAACUGGAUGCAUUACACCCAUUAAGCAUUGAACAACAAGCGGACUACAAGACGGCUAAAUAUCUCAGUGACUACAGCAGAAUAAGCAAAUUUUAUUUUAUAGUGCAUCUGAUACUCAUAUGGAGCUACAAUCUCUACUGGGCUAUUUACUAUUUGAUCUGUGAUUUCUGGUUGGGAAUUCGUCGCUUUGAGCGCAUGCUACCCUACUAUUGCUGGGUACCAUGGGAUUGGAAGCGAAAUUGGAUCUACCAAUUCAUGUACGUCUCACAGAAUCUGGGCGGGCAGGCGUGCCUCUCCGGCCAACUGGCGGCGGACCUGUUUAUGUGUGCUCUUGCCACACUGCUGAUCAUGCACUUCACGCACCUGGCCACACAGAUCGAACACCAUGUAGCUGGCAUUUUGUCAGCUGAAGAAGAUAUGGAUUUCCUUAGCACCAGCAUCAUUUACCAUCAGCAACUGUUGCUUCUGGGCAAAGAAAUUAAUAAGAUCUUUGGCGUUUCGCUGCUCUGCAACUUUGCCAGCUCCUCGUUCAUCAUCUGCUUUGUAAUUUUUCACAUAACUAUCGGGAGCACUAUUGACAAUGUCGUAAUGCUGAUGCUCUUCCUCUUCUGUGCCAUGGUGCAGUUAUUCAUGAUUGGCAGCUACGCUCAGCAAUUGAUCAAUGCUAGCGAACAAGUUGGAGAAGCUGUUUAUAACCAUGACUGGUUUGGGGGCGAGUUGCGCUACCGCAAGAUGAUGAUAUUGAUCUUAAGGCGCGCCCAGCAUCCCAGUUACCUGAGAGCGACAAGCUUUCUAAGCGUAUCCAUGGUUACGGUGACGGAUCUGCUUCAACUAUCCUACAAGUUUUUUGCUUUGCUGCGAACCAUGUAUUCCGAGUAG